AUAUCAUAACUGAAUUAGUUAUACAGCUGCCACAUCCGAAACAGUUACAUUUUACACGGAAAAAUAACAAAAUAACCAAUUUUUUUAAUACAAAACUGUGCUACUCAAAAACUGUCAAAAUAACAUUCAAUAAUUUCCAAAUUGACAACCAAACAUGUCGGUCGUUCAGCCGUAAAUCCCAUUUUUUUUUAAAUAACAAAACGAAAGUUUCUACUUGAAGAAAAAAAAAGAAGAAAAAUCAGUGAAUAAUAAAUUAUUAAUCAAUUAAUUUAUUUAAAUAUUAUUAUAAAAAUAAAAAGCAAUUCUUUAAUUUUUUUCGAGGAGAAAGUUUUUCUAAAUCAGUUACGACGGCGUCUUUUAAAGAUUUCCUUUAUAUAAAACGACAAAUGUAUACAGCGGCUAAUGCCGUUGAGAAAAGUGCAUUGAAAUUAGUUUGCACGGAAUCCGAAGAUCAUUUUAACUAUAUAUCUUUACCUCCCGACAUUAAUAAACAUAAUAAACACAAACAGAAAAUAUGUCGCUGCCUAGAGAAUUCCAUUUUAGCCAGGAGUUGUCGAAGCUUGAGAGUCAGCUCGGAUCCUCAGCGCCACCGACAUCCACGGCUCUCUCCUGCUCCAUCGACCUGCCCACAGAUGUCAUCUCAGAGGCAAUCCUGUCUCCGGACAAGGGCGGUUCCCUGCUGUCCGUGCAGUCGGCCCCCCCGGAGCAGAGGGAGCGACCUGCCAGUCUGCUGCUCGAGCUGCCAUUAGCGACGCAAGUAGGAGCCUACCUCUCGGCGAUGUCGCCGACUGAGCAAGAGGAGGACUCCCUCCUCACCCUCUCGUCGGUGACUGCGCGCCCUCUGUUGGCUGCGUCCCGGAAACUGCGACCGCCUCCCGAUUCGUCCGCUGAAAGCACAGCCCCCCCAGACGGUGGGUACGGCUGGGUGGUGGUCUUCGGAGCCUUUAUGGUGCAGUUCUGGGUGGCUGGCCUGUUCAAGUCCUAUGGAGUGCUGUACGUGGAGAUCAUGGAGACGUUUCCAGACUCCUCGGAGUCUGUGGCGUCGUGGAUACCUGCUGCGCUGUCUACCCUGUGUUUGGCGCUGGCCCCUCUAUCAUCAGCUCUAUGUGAGAAGUACUCCUGUCGCCUCGUGGUCUUCAUCGGAGGUCUAUUCUGUGCCACUGGACUAGCAUUGUCCUACUUCAGCCGCGGUCUACUGCAUCUGCUGUUGAGCUUCGGAGUCAUGACUGGAAUCGGCGGUGGCUUAUCGACAACACCUGGCAUUGUGAUCGUGUCGCAAUAUUUCGAUAAACACAGGGCGUUGGCUAAUGGCAUAUGUGUGAGCGGGACAGCUGCUGGGAGCUUCGUGUUUCCGAUGCUUAUUGAGAAACUGGUGGACAUGUAUGGACUGCAUGGAACCGUGUUGUUAUUGGGAGGUGGAAUGCUGCACGUUUGCGUAUCAGCGACCCUGUACCGUCCCGCGCCAGUCAGCUUCAACACCUCAGCGCUGGCUGACCGGACACCAGCCACUACAACCACCACUGAGCAUACCACACUAUUACAUGAUAUACAAGAAGACCAAGGUAUAAUGUUCAAAUCAGACUCCUCAAAAGACAAUCGGCUGCAGAGUCUCUUCCAGCCUGAUGCGGAGCUGACCCUGAACCAGAAGAACCUGCUCCUCAGCGAGGAUCUGAAGAGAACCAACCUCAUUACGGAGAUCAUGCAUCCUAGUUUAAUUGAGGUCGCCCGCCAACAAAUGCAGUCCCAACAUUCAGACUCCGAGGACUCAGAAGGACUGGAUGUUUUAGGAGUUGUUGGUCUGCCAAAAGAAGUAGUACGACUACGCCUGCGCCCCACUCGAUCCUCCUCUAUACUCCACUCAGUCGAGGACCUCUCCACUGACAGUACCUGCGUUUACAAGGCGAGACGGAAUCUUAGUAGUAAAUCCCUAUACAUUCGUCCGCCCCCAAGUCGGCUGAUACCGUGCAAGCUGACGGAGCCCAUCAUUAUCAAGCAGGAGGAGGUACAGAAAGAGGAAGUCCAGAUCGAGAAGAAACAGGCUGGAUGUGUUGAUAAAAUAUCUAGGUAUUUAGACGUAUCACUACUAAAAUCAUGGCGGUUUGGUCUGCUCUGUGCGUCAGUGGCGUUGAUGUCCUGCGGGUCUCCUUACGCGCUGUAUUACCUUCCUGCAUAUACUGUGGCUGCUGGGCACAGUAAAUCUGCUGCCGGCCACCUGGUAGCUAUCAGCGCCGUUCUAGACCUGUGUGGGAGACUGGGACUGGGCUGGCUGUGUGAUCUGCAUCUAUUCUGCAGGAGAAAGGCUUACAUUGUCAGUAUAUUGGUAGCUGGUAUCGCAGUUCUAACUCUGCCGAGCCUCAAAUCGUGGUGGGCGCUCGCCAUUGCAUCAGGUGCGUACGGCCUCUGUCUCGGCUGCUGGUUCCUGCUGGUACCAGUACUCCUGGCUGAUGCGUUCGGAACAGCUCGCAUAGCAUCUUCCUACGGGCUGGUUAGGAUGUUCCAGAGCUUAGCUGCCGUGUCUAUACCACCUACUGCUGGUCUCAUCCGCGACGUAACCGGCGGAUACUCCUGGUGUUUCUACGGCAUGGGAUCCUGUAUGGUCCUGGGUUCGAUUCCAGUCAUAGCAUUCCAUUUGAGCACGAAAAACGAAGACUCCGACUCCUCAGUCGAUUGAAGAUCUAACAACUAUUUAAAAUAAGCAAUACAAAAAGCGUUUACGCUUUUAAAAUAAAACGUUAAACUUUAAACGGGGGUCUAUAGAACUUUAAAAUUCUAAACGGGGUCUUAGGAAUGUUCUAGACGGGGUCAUUAGAAAUAUUGAUGUGAUUUGAAGCGAUAAUCUUUUGGGGUUAAAAUGGUCUAUGUGAUUACGUUUUUUGUGGUAUCUUAAUGUGAUUGUUCGUAUGUUUGUAUUUUAUUGAUAAAUAAUUAAACUGUAAUGGAUGUGUUUUUUGGUAUAUGGGAAUAAAAUAAUUGCAAUUGUUGAUGGGAAAAACGUUUUGGAAAGGAAAAAUAUUUAGGCAUGGCAGAAAUUAGUGUGGAAGGUUUAUAUAAAAAUUAAUAAAUCGAAUUUGUGUGUGUACUAGAAUAUUUUGGGUGGUUUAUCCAAAAAAUCUGGGUAAAAAGGUUGGUAUGGGACAACCUAUCAUUUUUAGGGUGUUCCUUUACAGUCUAGGAAUUUGUUUUAUUGUAUUUAUUUUAGUAUUAGACGUGUAUUUGGAGUA
This is a messenger RNA of Spodoptera frugiperda (fall armyworm), 3221 nucleotides long. Its product is annotated as monocarboxylate transporter 12-like. Lineage: Eukaryota; Metazoa; Arthropoda; Insecta; Lepidoptera; Noctuidae. Bases 515 to 2671 code for a protein of 718 amino acids. The record is from RefSeq and is a predicted model, not a curated record. Gene Ontology annotation, biological process: transmembrane transport; monocarboxylic acid transport. The transcript has 18 exons. Gene Ontology annotation, molecular function: monocarboxylic acid transmembrane transporter activity.